AUGAAGCCCGACUUGUCAGGGUAUAGUUCGAGGAUGGUGGUAAAAGGUGAGGAGGAGAAAAAGCGCAUCCGCUCGCAAGCAGCACAGCGUCCCGUAAAACGAGUAUCAGCGAAGUCGUCGACGAAAGAAAGAUUCCAGUCAGACACCGAGUCCAUGACCCCAGGUCAUGCACGGCAAGCAACCAAUCUGCCCCAGGCAUGCAUACAUGACUUGCUCAACGAAACAAACGUGUACCGCACCGCAUUAGCGGCAAACUUCGUGGAAGGCUAUUUCCCCAUGACGAAGAAAGUAGACACACGACUUGCUGGAAUUGUCGAUGCUUGGUGCGCGCCUGCCAACGCACCAAUGCAACUUGCGAACGACGCUCUCAUGCUUCUCCAUUUUGGUGGGGCGAUCGGAAAUCACCAAGUAUCGAUGGGGGGUCUUCGAAAGUACGCCAGCGCCCUUCGAAGUUUGAGACAAGAGUUGAGCCAUAAAGAACAUCAAUCUGUGGGCGCAUUCUGCGCAGCCCAGGCGCUGCUCAGCUGCGAGCUAUACAGCAUCUCGUCGGGUCUUGAGACGUGGGAGAAGCACAUUCUGGGUAUCAAAGCUGUGUUCCAGGCAAGCAAAUAUUUGGACGGACACACAGAAUACAUUGCAGGCCUUGCCAAGUAUCUCUGUCAUGUGGCUCUGAUGUAUGCUCUUGUCAAGCGCAAAGCUGUCGCGCUGUCCCAAGACAGCUUUCCAGACGCUAUGCACGUUGGCCGCAUCGGCACCUUAGACAAGCUUACAAGGCUCGCGAUAAGAUUGUCCAAGCUGUUGGAGACUGUUGAUAGCCUGUGCGCUGCAUGCAAGGAUGAGAGAAUCUCGAUGCGACUCAAAACCUUCUCGCAGUUGCAAGCUGUUGAGAAGGGGCUCAACUUGUUGUCGGAGCAAUUUGAGUGCAACAUCGACGGCCGCUCGAAAAUAGAGGUCCCCAACGUUUCAUCUCACGGAGACACACGCUCCCAUACCGCUGUUCUUGUGUUCACUUUUCACCGGAUUCUUCGAUUGCUAGUCUCCACGUCUCAAUGGAGACUUUUGAGGAGCAAUGGACAAAGUGCGAGGAAGGAAAGACUUGCUAGCAACGAGUCCGUGGAGAUGCUUUUAGAUGCGAUGCAUUAUUUGGUGGCUACUGCCGGCGGACAUGUUGCGAAAGCCCAGGCUAUUCGAGCGCCAGUGUUCUUCGCGCUACGCUGGUACCAGCAUAGUGAGCAACACAAGGCGAGCCAGAGAUGGCGAGAACUCGAGACCAACUUCCGGGCUCAAUUCCAUUAUCUCAGUUGGGAUGCUCUGUUGCCUUUUUCCUUCGCUGCGCUUGCUUGGCUGUGA
Zasmidium cellare ATCC 36951 is the source of this 1350-nucleotide messenger RNA. RefSeq lists its product as uncharacterized. Lineage: Eukaryota; Fungi; Ascomycota; Dothideomycetes; Mycosphaerellales; Mycosphaerellaceae. The transcript has a single exon. Bases 1 to 1350 code for a protein of 449 amino acids. The record is from RefSeq and is a predicted model, not a curated record.